Molecule: messenger RNA, 1512 nt
Organism: Clonostachys rhizophaga
Lineage: Eukaryota; Fungi; Ascomycota; Sordariomycetes; Hypocreales; Bionectriaceae
Source: the annotation of a GenBank genome assembly
AUGUAUACGGCCGCACAAAACACUCCUACCAGCAGCGAUACUGUUGUCCAAUAUCUCCGGGAAUUUCUACUCAAUUAUCGUCGAAUUAACCACUGGCAGAAACACAAAGAAUCAUCUUGGCAGCAACUCAGUACGCUUGCUUAUGAGUGUCGACGUUUUCUUCUACACAAUAAAAGGUUGAUUGAGAAAGCUCCCCUGCAGACUUGCGUUUCUGCUCUCUUAUUUAGUCCAGGCGAGAGCACAUGCAAUCAAGAGCCGAGACUACAUAGGAAUCAAACCCAGAGUUUGGAAAAAUGGAGCCGAUCUCUUCAGAUUUUAGAGGGCCACGGAAAUGCGGUUCUCGUUACUGCGUUCUCCCCCGAUUCAAGACUUCGGGCUUCUGGAUCUGAAGAUUCCACAGUUCGGAUUUGGGACCCAGAGACAGGCGCAGAACCACACACACUGACUGGUCACAAGAGCCUGAUUCGCUUUAUCGCCUUCUUGUACGAUAAUGCAAAUCUACUGGCCUCUGGGUCUAAUGAUGGCACGGUCUGGCUUUGGGUUCUGGAGACAGGCAUAGAGUUGAAGAAGCUGAAAUACCAUGAGCGCUGGCUUAGCUCUAUUCUUCCAAGUCUCCUAGAGUCUAGGGGGCAUGGUGAGAUCGUCCGGCUUUGGGACGUGGAGACAGGAUCAGAGAUACUGAGGUUAGAGGGCCAUGAAGACCAGAUAUUCUUGGUCAGCUUCUCAAAUUGUGAUAUGGGUUUUUUAUCUUCCGGAUCUAUUGGCUGUUCAAUAAAGUUAUCUACGCUACACGUGUUGAAGGGCCACAGGGAUUUGUACAGAUCUGUCGCCUUCUCCAAAAUGUUGGCUUUUGCAUCUCACGAUGGUACGAUCCGGCUCUGGGAUUCAGAAACAAGAUUGCAACUGAAGACGCUAGAGGGCCACAGCAGUGACGUUUACACGAUUGCCAUCUCAGAUAAUUCACAUGUUUUAGCUUCUGGGUCGGGUGAUCUCACGGUCCGCCUCUGGGACACCGAGACAAGAUUAGAGCUACAGAAGCUAGAAGGCCAUGAGAAGUAUAUCAAAUCUGUUGCAUUCUGUAAGAACUCGAAAGCGUUGGCUUCUGCGUGUUUUGAUUCUACGAUUCGACUAUGGGAUCUAGAGUCAGCCUCAGAACCAGAGAAGUCAACGAGGUACCAGUGGCAGGUAUCACCUGUUGCAUUGUCACAUGAUGCUAAGAUUUUAGCUUGGGGGAUUUCUGAUGGCACAGUCCGUCUUUGGGAUUCAAACACAGGAUCAGAGCUUUGCGUAUUAUCUGGCCACGAGGACUUGAUUACAUCUGUUAUCUUCUCAUGCGAUUCGAAAAUGCUCGCCUCUGCAUCUAACUAUUGGAGAAUUAGGAUUUGGGACCCAAAGAUAGGGGAGGAACUGCGUAGAUUCGAUGACUGUGGUGGGCCAGUUGCGUUCUCAUAUAUUUUAAAACUACUUGUCUCUGUGUCCGCAGAUGGAACAAUCCCGAUCUGGGACCUAUAG